This is a messenger RNA of Ictidomys tridecemlineatus (thirteen-lined ground squirrel), 2629 nucleotides long. The record is from RefSeq and is a predicted model, not a curated record. Lineage: Eukaryota; Metazoa; Chordata; Mammalia; Rodentia; Sciuridae.
AGCUGAAGUCACAGCUUAUUUCAAAAGAUAGAUUAUAUAACUAUUUUAGAGUUUUAUAAUAGACUACUCUCUGGACAACCUCAGUCCAUUGCAAAAACUGUACUUGAAGUCAGAAGAACUGAAUUCAUGACCUUGUUUAGCCCCUUAUUCUGUGAUCUUGUAUUUAUCUGAGCCUUGGUUUCCUUGCUUAUAAAAUGCACCCACAUAAGUGAACAUGUGGUCGAUGCCCACCACAAAGUACUGUGGAGCAAGCAGAAGCAGCAGAGUAGAACACAUAUCUGAAAAGAAGUUCUGGGUGACAAGCAGAGUAAGAAAUGUAGCCAUGUCCUUUAUGUAAAAAUCAAAGCAAGCACAUGCAACAUGUAACACACAUGCAGACUGCCGUAAUGACUGUUUUUGAGAAGAAGAGAAAGCAAGUGAGUUGGGAAUUCAAACGAUCAAUAAAUGAAGACAACAGAAGGCCCCCAACCCAUUCAGAUAUGAGUAAGUAAUAUGCCAACAAGGGUGCUUCCCUGCCUUCUUCCCAUGGUUUUUCUAUUCUGAGGAGCUAAUGAGAUUAUGCAUAAGGAAACAAGAGUUAAGAUGAAGAAACUGAACAGAGAUAGAAAUUCCUUCAGCAGGAAGCUGUUACCGGGGCAGUGCCCACAAAGCCUUGCCCUCCUGCAGAAUCUGCCAGUGCGAUGACAUCAGAGCCCUCAUGCAGGAGGGCUUCUUCCCCCUCACUUCUGGAGGUAUCACUCUGGAGACAUCAUAGCCAGGGGCACAACAGUCUCUCCCCAUGGAUCCACUGCCAACCGCCCACUUGGGUCCCCGGAAGAAGAGACCCAGGCAGACUGGGGCCUCCGUGACCUCCACUCCUCAUGACAUCAGAUUUCGAGAUUUGGUCCUCUUCAUUUUGGAGAAGAAAAUGGGUACCACCCGCAGAGCCUUCUUCAUGGAGCUGGCCCGCAGGAAGGGGUUCAGGGUUGAAAAUGAGCUCAGUGAUUCUGUCACCCACAUUGUAGCAGAGAACAAUUCCGGUUCCGAUGUCCUGGAGUGGCUUCAGGUACAGAACAUCAGAGCCAGCUCGAAGCUGGAGCUGCUGGACAUCUCCUGGCUGAUAGAGUGCAUGGGGGCAGGGAGACCAGUGGAGACAACAGGGAAACACCAGCUUGUUGUGAGUGUCCUGGCUGUGAUUGUCAUUGCUCUUUGCUUGGCAGACGAACAACAUGGUGAACACUGGCUCGGGGCUCAGAAACAGAACUUUUGUUUAUGUGGUUUUAUUCUUCAGGAUGCUUUUGACGUCUUAGCUGAAAAUUAUGAGCUUAGAGAAAAUGAAGGCUGUUCUGUGGUAUUUAUGAGAGCCGCUUCUGUGCUGAAAUCUCUGCCAUUCACCAUCAGCAGCAUGAAGGACCUGGAGGGAAUUCCCUGCCUGGAGGGCAAGGUGAAGAGCAUCAUCGAGGAAAUCAUUGAAGAUGGAGAAAGUUCUGAAGUUAAAGCUGUCUUAAAUGAUGAACGCUAUAAAUCCUUCAAACUCUUCACUUCUGUUUUUGGAGUGGGAUUGAAGACAUCUGAGAAAUGGUUCAGAAUGGGUUUCAGAACUCUGAGCAAAAUAAGAUCUGACAAAAGCCUGAAAUUGACACACAUGCAGAAAGCAGGAUUCCUCUAUUAUGAAGACCUCGUCAGCUGUGUGACCAGGGCAGAGGCAGAGGCAGUCAGUGUGCUGGUUAAGGAGGCCGUCUGGGCAUUUCUUCCGGAUGCCUUCGUCACCAUGACAGGAGGGUUCCGGAGGGGUAAGAAUAUUGGACACGAUGUAGAUUUUUUAAUUACCAGCGCAGAAGCAACAGAGGAAGAAGAACAACAACUAUUGCAUAAAGUGACAAACUUUUGGGAAAAGAAGGGGUUACUUUUAUACUGUGACCUUGUGGAGUCGACAUUUGAAAAGCUCAAGACGCCUAGCAGGAAGGUGGAUGCUCUAGAUCAUUUUCAAAAGUGCUUUCUGAUUCUAAAAUUGCACCAUCAGAGAGUGGACAGCGACAAGGCCAGCCAGCAGGGAGGGAAGAACUGGAAGGCCAUCCGUGUGGACUUGGUCAUGUGCCCCUAUGAGCGCCGUGCCUUCGCCCUGCUGGGAUGGACCGGCUCUCGGCAGUUUGAGAGAGACCUGCGUCGCUAUGCCACACACGAGCGGAAGAUGAUCCUGGAUAACCACGCUUUGUAUGACAAAACCAAGAGGAUAUUUCUCAAAGCAGAAAGUGAAGAAGAAAUUUUUGCACAUCUGGGAUUGGAUUACAUUGAACCAUGGGAAAGAAAUGCCUAGGGAAAAGUUAUCAACAUUUUGUUCCGGUUCUUUUCAGGUUAAAUAAAUUAUGCUUCAUAUUUGCAAAGGAUUCCUUAAGAAAGUUUGGAAUUCUUUAGGACUUACUGAAAUACAGAUUGCUACUAGAAAUAAGCUGCUUUGAGACAUGAUAAGGAAGCGUGUGGUAAUGGCUGUAACAGACCUUUUGUGCAACCACGGUUUAGAAUUCACAAUGCAUUUUUCUAAAGAAAUGGGGUUGUCACUGUGACCCACCAGGGAACCACUCAAAACCCACUUUGCCCUCAGUGUAACUGUAACACUGGUUAUCUUCAAUAAAAAUAGGAGGAAAUGGGA